AUGCCAGUAGCGGUCAGCUGUAAGAACGACAGCACUAGCAUUGACGAUCUGUUGAAGACGAAGGGUCUCAUAUCUGAUGGGUCACGUAUAGAGAUCGACCAAGGCAUCUCAGCCAUCGAGAACUUCGUGCUUUUGAACCAGUCCAGCAGGAGUUACCGCCAGACGGCUCCACUAACAGGCACGGAGCAGCCUUUCAUGUUAUUCUCUGAGCGUGAGCUCGGUAUCUUGCUUUUGGAAAAUGCUGCGCUGAAAAAAAAGCUCCAGGAGCUAGUACUGGUGGACUAUGGGAACAGGGACAUCAUUCCUUCUCAGCAGAACUUGAUCGAUUGGCUUGGGCAGAAGGCUUCUGGGUUCCUUAUCACAGAGAUGCUUUUGAACGUCGGCAGGCGUGAGCCACGCGAAGGGCCGAGAGAUUACAAGGAUUCGACGUCCGUGAUGGGGUUGAGCAUGAUGAAAGAACACGUUCAAUCCAUUCGGCUGACCAACUUCGACCUUAUGACUUACGAGGGACGCCGCUAUGUUCACUGA
This is a messenger RNA of Gamsiella multidivaricata, 528 nucleotides long. RefSeq lists its product as uncharacterized. Bases 1 to 528 code for a protein of 175 amino acids. The record is from RefSeq and is a predicted model, not a curated record. The transcript has a single exon. Lineage: Eukaryota; Fungi; Mortierellomycota; Mortierellomycetes; Mortierellales; Mortierellaceae.